UUGUGAACUAAGCGACAAAAUUAUUACCGACUCUUUUUUUUUUUUUUUCCUUCAUUUUUUGUUUAAUUAACAACGAACCCAAGAUUCUCUGUCCGAACUCUGAAGCUCCUUCCUCUUUUUUCCUCCUUAGACUUCUCAGGUUUCUAUUCACAGCAGAUCUCCAGAUUUUUUGGCAAAGGUUUUACAUUUUGUGGACUUCAGAGUGUAUUUAUUGAUUGAUUGAUUGAGAGCAACCACAAUAAAAAAACAAAUGGACUACCCGGAAAGUUAUAGGUUGACGUUUUAUGGAAUUUUGGUUGCUUUUAUGGAAUUAGCAUUUGCUUAUUGUCUUCUUUGUGUAUCGGCUUUCGUCUUUCUUACAUAUAAGUUGCUACUGUAUUUGCCUUGUCCCUGUUCUGGAGUUCUUGGGUACCAAAACAGUGAUCUCUGCAUCCAAAAACUUCUCUUUGAUUGGCCAUUCAGAAUCAUACUCAGAAUCCAGAAGCUAGCUACCACUAGACCAAGCCUUUUGCAUCAUCAAGUACAAGACCAAGAAGAGAAGAAUCCGUUUGAUAAAGAUAAAUACUUGGAAUUGAUGGAUAAAGUGAGGUUGUUGGAAGAAGCUGUUGAGGAAGAGAGAGUAGCCAAAGCUGCUUUAGUGGUGGAACUGGAGGAAGAAAGAGCAGCUUCAGCGUCAGCAGCUGAUGAAGCUAUGGCUAUGAUUCUGAGGCUACAAGCUGAUAAAGCUUCGCUUGAGAUGGAAGGGAAGCAAUACGAGAGAAUGAUUGAUGAGAAAUUUGCUUAUGACGAGGAAGAGAUGAAUAUACUCAAGGAGAUUCUUUUAAAGAGGGAGAAAGAGAAGCAUUUUCUGGAGAAAGAACUUGAGACUUACAAGCACAUUGAUGAGGAUGAUCAAGGGACGGAAGACGAUAGUUUCAAUGAGAAGAGAGCAAGCGAUGUUCUUGAGGAUAGAGAACCGGUUGUGUAUGAUGUUCAUGUCAUUGAGGAUAAUAAUAACAGUAAUGAUAAGGUGAGGGAUGAUGAUGUGGCAGAACACAGAGAUAUGAAGCAAAUGGAAGAUAUAGUGAACCAACUUCGAGAGAUAGUCAAGGAUCAUGAUUCAGUUUCAUCACCUACUUCAUCUUUCAUUCAUGGUUGAUUCUGUUUUGCUCAAUGCGUGUUUGUGUAGAUUUGGUGUAAUUUGUGAAUAUCAAUUGUAAAAAUUUGAAGUUUUAAAUGGGGUACUUUGUGAAUAUUAAUAAGGAUCCAUAUGAAACAACAUUAUUUUGAUUGAAAUAAGAACGAACAUAAAUAAAGCAUAUGUGUAGCAGAACAAUCGAGUAAUGAAAAGAGAGGCUUCUUUCUUUGACACUAA
Molecule: messenger RNA, 1354 nt
Organism: Camelina sativa (false flax)
Lineage: Eukaryota; Viridiplantae; Streptophyta; Magnoliopsida; Brassicales; Brassicaceae
Source: RefSeq, a predicted model, not a curated record